UUCACUCCUCCCUCCCUCUUGUCCUCUCUCUCUCUUUCUGUCUUUUCCACACAGUGCCGUCCUCUAAAACUUUCGGCUCCCUUUCUCUUGUUCUUCCUAUCUCUCACCCUCCCAACUCUCUUUCUCUGUCUGCACUCUGUGUUAUUUCUUGCGACCUUGCUCUCUCCUGGACCAGUGGAAAAUGUGAUUUGAGGGCAGAAGAGUCAGUGGUUGUCGGGCUUCAGGCACCAUGAAUGUGUGUAACAGUACUGACUUGCCAGAGCUUGAGAUUAUCAGCUUAUUGGAGGAGCAGCUGCCAGUCUACAAGCUGAGGGCCGACACCAUCUUCGGCUACGACCAAGAUGAUUGGCUGCACACGCCACUGGUGGACCCUGACUCUGCCCUCGACCUCACUACUGAACAGAUAGAGGAGACCCUCAAAUACUUCUUGUUGUGUGCUGACAGAGUGGGCCAGAUGACGAAGACCUACAGCGACAUUGAUGCUGUCACUCGACUCCUUGAAGAGAAAGAGCGUGACUUGGAGUUGGCGGCUCGCAUCGGACAGUCGCUGCUGAAGAAAAACAAAGCCCUCAGCGAGAGAAACGAACUGCUGGAAGAGCAAGUAGAGCACAUCCGAGAGGAGGUUUCUCAGCUGCGUCAUGAUCUGUCCAUGAAAGAUGAGCUGUUACAGUUCUAUACCAGCGCUGCCGAGGAAAGUGAGGGAGAGUCCACCACCUCCACACCUGUGCGUCCAAGUGAACCCAGUGUGUCAACGCCUACUUUUUUCCCCCUGGACUCCCUGCAGAAGAAACUCAAAGAUCUGGAGGAAGAAAACAAAUCAUUGCGAUCUGAGGCCAGUCAUUUGGAGACAGAAACUAUCUCCUACGAGGAGAAAGAACAGCAACUUGUCAAUGACUGUGUCAAAGAACUACGUGAUGCCAACCUGCAGAUUUCCUCCCUGGCUGAAGAACUGGCCAGGAAGACUGAAGAUGCCUCCAGGCAGCAGGAGGAGAUCACACACCUCCUCUCCCAGAUAGUAGACCUCCAGAAGAAGGCCAAGCUGUAUGCUGUGGAGAACGAGGAGCUGACUCAGCACUUAGGAGCAGCCAAAGAUGCCCAGCGACAACUCACUGCUGAGUUGCGGGAGUUCCAAGACAAGUAUGCAGAGUGUAUGGAGAUGCUUCAUGAAGCUCAGGAAGAACUGAAGAACCUGAGAAAUAAAACUCUACCACUGAGCACACCGAGGCGUUUCCACUCUCUGGGCUUGUUCCCGAUGGACUCUCUGGCAGCAGAAAUAGAGGGCACCAUGAGGAAGGAACUUCAGAUGGAUGAUCCAGAUGUAGAAGAGCAGAGACUGCACCCAAAGCGAGUGUUCCAGACGGUGAAAAACCUCAACCUGAUGCGUCAGCAGCGUUCAUCGUUAGCCCCCUCCCCUCUCAACAUCCCAGGCUCCAAUCAGACGUCAUGCUUCACCUCAGGGCGCUCUAGCAGGAUGGGCACGCCUCGCUCUGACUCCAUUUAUGGUAGUGAAACCGGAGGUGGGAUCAUCCUUGACAACAGGACCAGCAGUAUCCUGGAGUGUCCAGACGAUGGGUCAGAGGACUCUAACAAGCGGCCCCCUGGCACCCCAGGGACCCCGGGCAGCAGGGACCUGGAGGCAGCCCUUCGACGUCUGUCCCUCCGUCGCGACAACUACCUCUCAGAGAAACGCUUUUUUGAGGAAGAGAGGGAGAGAAAGCUGGCUUACCUGGCCAAAGAGGAGGAAAAAGGAGGUGGGGAGGGCAGCGGAGGCCCAGGGACCCCAACUGAAAGCCUGUUGUCACUGUGCUCGCAUCCCUCCUUAGGAAGUGUCUGGUCGGGAUACUCCUUCACGUCAAGAUCCUACCUGCCGGAGAAGCUGCAGAUUGUAAAGCCGCUAGAAGGCUCUGCUACACUCCAUGCAUGGCAGCAGUUGGCUCAGCCCCACAUGGGCGCUCUGCUGGAUCAUCGGCCUGGUGUGGUCACGAAGGGCUUCCGCACUUUAGCACAUGAGCAGGGACAGGAAGACAGCUGGCAGCUGGACCAACCAGAGGAGGAUGAAGUGUCAUGUGACUCAUUUACUGGCUUGUCAGAAGAAAGUACUGCUCCUUUGGAUCUGCCGCGCUCUACCUCUACUCCCUCUGUCUGCUGCAACAAAAAUGGCGACAUCGAUGACAACAGCCAAAUGGAAACAUUUGACGGAGAAACGUGUGGGGCUAAAGAAGCAAUUCAAGGAAAAGACGGACUUGUUGGAAACACGCCCCUUUCCUUAUCCAGCCUCUCCCCCUCCUCUUCUCCUCUCCCCUCUUCUUCUGAGAUGAUGAUGAAUGGGCACGUGGACCUCAAAGAGCUCCAGGCCUUACAGCCUGCCACAGUGGAUCGCAUGCCUGUUAAUUUCCCAGGAAAGUGUAUGUCCCAUACUAGCUCCACAUACACCUUCACCACCUGCAGGAUUCUCCACCCCUCUGAUCAGCUGACCUCAGUUUCCCCAAGCCCAGCUAUAGCCUCUUGUUACAGCAGUGCUUAUGUGGGCACCCCUACCCCGGCUUCCUCUCCUAUACCCUUCUCUGCCCCACAUACACCUUCCUACACCCCCUGUUGCACUCCACGCCGCCUCUCCCUGUCUCUUUCCCUGGCUGAGUCCUCCACCAACCUUAGGGACUCCACCAAGACCACCAGCACCUCUCUAGGCCUGGUGCGCCUCCUGCUGGAGCGUGGGAUCUCUGCAUCAGUGUAUAACCCCCGAAGCUGGGACCGAGGGUUGUUUUCCAGUGGAGCUUCAACACCCGAGGGGGGAUGCGCGCAGGCGCAGAGGUGCACCGAAACACCAGGUGAGACUGAUGUCACACGGUUGGGGAAACGCCCAGACACCCUUCUCCUCCAGCCCUCAACCCCACCCAACUCCCCUCGCUCCAAAUCUGCCUCCUUUGCCAUGACUGGCCCAGUCUUUCAGUUCAGCCCUACCGCUGAUGACCCUCCAUACUACGACACCUUCCUCGCCUCUAAACCAGCUCGCACCAUUCUGAGGGAAGUGCUGGGGGAGGCAGAGAGGGAGCGAGGGGCUCAGGCAGAUGAUGACAGCCAAACAGAGAUGCUGAACCUGCGACUUGUGGACAAACUGAAGAGUUUCCGCACCCUUUCCCCUCGGACUGCUUCAGUCUCAUCUGGGAAUGCUCUUUUACCCUCCUUUGGCUCCACUGGACUGGGGAACAGUGGUCUUGGUGGGGGGCUUCCAGGAUUGAACGCAGGACUGAGGAGGAAUCGAAGCUAUCCUGCCAUGGUGGGGGCCAGUAUGGCUAUGAAAGACCCAGGAGGUCCCCCCAGCACAGAGAUACUUAUACCACAUACGAUGCAAACCCCAAAUACACAACACACAGUGCACACACAAGAAAUGGGCAAAAUACAAACAAAUCACACACUGGUCGCAAAGCCCAUACACAUACCACAGACACUACAUGCACUGGAAACAGUCACGCCACAGACAAUAAUACAGAGACACACCAGGCCAACAAGCAAUGACCGACACAGUGAUGAUGAAACUGUGACAUAAGUAGGAAAUAUUUAACAGCAUACAAACUCACACAUCUUACAGUACAAUACUCUGACAUGACUACAUAUGCACACACACACACAUUUAUUUACAAAACCAAAUACCAUAUGUAACUAUACAGACAUCCUUCCACUAUGGAGAGUCCCCAGACCGAAUGAUACAGUCCACCCACAGACUCAACUAAACAAUAAGUCAUCUUUCCUAACCAGUCCACCCUCCAACUGUUUUAACAAGCAUCAGCCUGAUCAACAUAAACCCAAUGAAAUGGUGAUGAAUAAACCAGUAGUGGCUGAAACUGUUACACUGUGUUAUACUCAUAAUGUCAGACUAAUGAUGGAGUACGUUGCCUUCCUGUGUCCAUUGUAAUAGUAUAUUGUGUAUGCAAUAUACUGUGUCAUACCCAGUAUAAUAUUAAAGGCCCAAUCGGGUUGAAGUACUGCAGAGUUUUCCUAUGACCUGUUUUUAGUCUCCUUUUCCUCCUCAACCUGAAUGAGUCCACUGAAAAAAGGCGGCAACAUGAAUUUAAAAUGUACUGUACUGACCCGAAUACAAGAUUGUUUUUUUCUUGAGAUUAUUUAUAAAGAAAUGGGAGUUGUGUAUUCGACGACUACACAAUUACACAUUCAUUACAGCAGAUGUGACUGUCACUUUAUGAACAUGCUGUAUCAAGUCACGUGUGAUUUGUAGCCUUAAUGUCACUAGGCUAGCAGGUUUCUACUGUGAAAUUGCAAAAGAAAAGUCUCCAGAAAACAUUUUCCCUGUUGUUAACUAUUGUAAAUGACACAUCCUUAAAAGUGCUAACAGGAUGCACAACAAGGAAUAUGUUUUUAGUGUUUGGCUUUUGAACUAUGGUACUAUGGAACUAUAUGUGGUAUUUGUAAAAGCUUUUUCAUCCCAAUGUUCAGCCUGUGAUACAAGGAACAGAGACUAACGUCUAAGUCAACUCAAGCUAAGUGAAAAGUCUUCAUCUAAAAAUAUUUUCAUAUUUUAUUCGGGCCACUAUGGUAUUUUUAAGCCUUUUAAUUGCACUGGAGUUAAAUGGAAGUUAUAAUGUCACACUGGCAUUAGCAUUAGAUAUUAUUUCUACCAGCAACUCAUUCUUUCCUCUCUGUAUGUGUGUAAUAUGUAGUUUCAAACAAAAAAUCUAGAUUGGGGCUUUAAUGUGUCCUCUCGCUGUGACUGAAUGUUCAUAUGUGCCUAAAAACAGCUAAUACACUUUAUCUCAUUGGAGUAUGGGUUUGCAUUUGAUUGAUUUGAUUAAUCUUUUAAUUUGCCUUUUUAUUAGAUGGUAUGCUGUAAAGGGAGUAAAUGAGGAUAAUUGUGCAAAUUAAGUUAUUAGCAUCUGAACCUGCUGAGGAAGCCCCACACAUGCUCAUUUAUGCCUCUGUCUGUUUUGGCCAUUAAUGAGUUUGGGUGAAGCAUCCUGUUUGUUUUUAAUCCACAGGAACACGUAGCACAUAAACGGCAAUACAGAUCAGGUCCAGUUAUACAGAUACCUGGUGAAGCACCUCAACUUGUUCUGUUCAGAUUUUCUCAUUUUGAUGCACCUCCAAUCUUUCCAUACUCAUCAAGUCAGUGUAGAACACGUCUGAGGUGGAUGUACAUGGCAUGACAUGGGCACAAACAAAAUGCAGAUGGCAGCAGGAAGAUCAGAAAGUAAAGUCUGCCACAGGCACUGCUGCACCCCGAGCUUUCAAUCAAACCAAAGUGACACCCACAUAAAAAGUGGGUGGAACCACAACAACAGAAUAGAAAUUUGUUUGCUUGUAAAACAGACAUAGCAGAUUCACUUUAUUUCUGUGUUGCUGGUGUAAGCAGUUACCUGUAUACACACUACCACCAUAUAAUUUAUUCUGUCAAAAUCAAACAAGCAUGUGGGUGAAAAAAAUGUAAAGCAAUAUUAGGCAUUAGAAGAGUUGUAUAUUUCUGAAUGUAAUUGUAAAAAGAGUGACUUGAAGUAUCCAAAUGUUGGUUUUAAGAACAAGAGACUGAGCUUUUAUCACAGCUUGUUGCAGAAGGGAUGUUUUUGGUCCAGUUCCAACGUCCAACUUCAGGAACACGCAUUAAGCACUUUGCACACUUUGUAGAAAAGCUACUCGGCUAUUUGAAAAGAGAGAAAGGAACACUAAAUUGCAUUAACCUAUACAUGAAAUAUGAACAUCACACACACUUUACUGGCAACAGAAAUCCCUUUGUGCAGGUGAAGUGAUUUCACUUGUCCAAUUCCUCAUUCCUAGUACCCUCCUGUGCGUGGGCGCUCAGCUGAUUAUGAAGGUGUCGGUUUAAAUCUGAAAUUGGACUUUGGGACUGGGCCACUGAACACUUGUCUGACUGACUGAUGAAUGAAAGGACAAAAUGGCUGGCUCGGACGCUGGCAGUGAUCUGUUGGAAUCCUUAAUGAUUAAGGGAUUAAAAUUGCUAUGUUGUUUAGUGAGAGAUUAAUGAUCAUUAAAUAUAUUUAUUACAUGCUUGGAUUAUUAGAGGCACACAUAUAACUGAAUAUCCAUUGUAUAUGUUUAAGUGAAGGAUUUAGCAGUUUUUAUUUAUAUUUUGAACUGUCACUGAGAUUUUGAAUCAUUUUUGAUCAAUUGGACAGUUUUAUGUCAUUUUGGUUUCAUGAUAAACAUUUCUGUGGCACUUAGUAAAAUGGCUUUGUAGAGAUAUUUCCAUUUAAAACAGUGGGUACAGUUCGUUGUCUACAAGCUUACUUCAUAACAGCUGUACAUUUUGGAGAAAAAAUGAGACAAUUCACAGUAUUUAAUAUUGAUACCAAGUGCCAAGACUGAUGCGACAAGGAGUUGGUGUGUGUUCAUGUGUGUGCUUGUUUUUCUGUGUGUCACUUGAAUCAUCUGAAUGUAAGUUAUUUCAAACAGUAAUCCUGCUGUAGGGCCAUAUAUUUGUGUACAGUAUGUUGAUUUAUCUUUAUUAGUUUGUGUUUAACCUCAGAGGGGAAACUAUUAUUACAUUGUAAAUGUAUGCAACACAUAUAGCCAUGCUAACUUUAUUUUUUUUAAAUAAACUGUAACAGUAGAGAAAAAGAUGGGGAAUUAAGUUGUUUAUUUUGAGUAAAGAGGGAAAUAAACUUUUCUGUUCAGGGAGUGAAGUGUUCUAUUCUACAGAACAGACUGUGCUGU
Seriola dumerili (greater amberjack) is the source of this 6681-nucleotide messenger RNA. RefSeq names its product trafficking kinesin-binding protein 1-like. The transcript is spliced from 16 exons. Gene Ontology annotation, biological process: endosome to lysosome transport; neurogenesis; anterograde axonal transport of mitochondrion. NCBI's taxonomy places the organism in Eukaryota, Metazoa, Chordata, Actinopteri, Carangiformes, Carangidae. The coding region runs from base 230 to 3547 and encodes 1105 amino acids. The record is from RefSeq and is a predicted model, not a curated record. Gene Ontology annotation, cellular component: dendrite. Gene Ontology annotation, molecular function: GABA receptor binding.